GUCACUGAACGUUAUACGUGUUUGUGUGGGGAAUUUUGGUUUUUCCGCGUUACUGUAAUAACUCGAAGGCAUAAAAACGAUCAUGUGGUUUCUUCCGGUUGGGUUAAGCCCAAACGCAAACACUUAAACAUUAACCUACUAAUGAAUGUCCACGGCAUAUCGUCGAAGGGCGCAGUAAUGGUACAAGUCUACAUGUCUUAUGUAAAAUUCUGUUAACAGUGAAACAGUUUUGAAUACUUUAUAUGUCCAGUUUGCUUAUACAAGAAGAGUUUUCAGGAAAGCAACAAGGACUCUACUUGUGUAAACUUUCAGACAUAUGUUUCAGACAUAUUAUUUAAAAAAACUAAUCAGUGAUCGAUCUUCAAAGAAACAUAAAUAACUAAAUUAUGAGUAAAGUGAUGUUAAGUCCGUCUUGUACAGUAAUAACCUAUAAAAACGGUAGAUACUUCGCAGACAUUAUCCCAAUCAGGUGAAAGGUGUGAGUGAGAUACAGGAAAUAGGCCUAGUCUCGAAAACCAAAAAGAAACGUGACACAUCAUUUAAGUAGUAUCACACACCACCUGCUGGCAUGUUACAACGUGUAGAUAAAAACCUGUGAAGUGGUAUCUACUGCCAAUGACAAUGGGAGGAAAAGUGUUUGAAAAGCUAAAGAUAAAGGUGUUAUUUUGGGGGUGUAAUCAUAAAUCAGUGAAUGGGCUUAGAGGAGGCAUAUUGGCCAUUUGGUGUUCUUGAAGCAAAAUGUGUGCUUAGAUUGUUAACCCUGAGAAAGGUUUAAGUUAAACAGCUGUUAAAAGACAGAUAAAUGUUCCAUUUAUCAGACCACAUUUAAACCUGUUUCCAACCUUGUUUUAUCUAAACCGCUCCAACUUAUUUAGAAAUAUAUAUAUUUAUAUUUAACUUAUGUUAGACAUCUGUUAGACACACAUUUUAACAUUUUAUUUGUGUAUUACUAUGACACAAACUAGGCUUUGAAGCACAAAUUAAAUAUUUUAGGUUAGUCACUACAUUAUCCAGACUUGUGUUGCCCAAAACACUGUUAUGACAAUUCACACAGACAAUGUCAAUUCAAAAAAUGAGCUACAAGUUUUGUAAUUUCUAAAAACGUACUGUUUUAAAUGUUUGAAACGUUUCAAUGUUAUAAUUACUACUUAUGAUUGCUUUCUCUUUUAAGUUUCCCUUAGCCGUAGAUUAAAUAGGCCUACUCCUGCUUAUCCCUUAAGCAAACCUGUUGCAUAAUGUAGUGUUUGUUUGCCUGUUUAAUCAAAAUCCAUAUUUGGGUGCGGAAGUGCACACCCUCUGGAUGCAGCCUUGGGUUUAGAGCCUUCCAAGGGGGGCUUGGCCUAAGUUUGUAACCUAUGUUUGGAAACUAGGUUAGGUGGGAGGCUCUUGUUGGUCACACACGAUUUGAGAAGAGGUCAAAGGACCAAAUCUGACAAUGUUCUACAUGUACACAAGAAGCAAAACAUGCUGUUAUGAUUUUGUUACACCCAAAAGACAAUGGAUAUAUCUAUAUGUUAAACAGCUAUAUUAUGCCAUGUCAAUGUAUUUAUAAAUGAAGAAAUAUACUACAUAAUACAUAGAUAGAUAAGCUUAGAUAAACAGACGCAAGCUUUCUACACUUUCCCAGACUUGAACCAAUUUAAAGUAUUCCACAAGCGCCACCUGUUGCUUAAAAAUAGCACUAGAGUUUGAUAAUUGAUCAUUUUAUUAAGUUAUUACGGACGUAUUUUAAUCUUUCCGUAGGUCUGGAUAUUGAUAACAAAGAUUUUUUUUCAGUAUGUAUAAAUAUUGUUUGGUUACAUUUAUAUAUAUUCAUAUAUUCAUUACUUAUGGAUGUAUGUUACUGAGAGCGAGCUCAAAAACCUUGUUUUUUACAAUUCCUUCUCAAACCCUUUCAGAGAAUAAGCAAUUACAGGGAUGAAAAUGUAUUAAAAAUUGGGGACAGCUGCAGUGAGAGGUAACCGAUAUUUCCCUCCACCAUCUGCUCUCCAUAACAAGAGUAAAUUUGCGAAAUAGGUCAGCAACGAGAUGAGGAAGAUGUGGUAAAGGGAAUUAUUUCAGCAUUUUUGUUUUUUUUACACUAAAAUGUGGUAUUGAGACAUUUACAGACAUAAAAAAGUGGAACAGGGAAAAUACACUUUGGAAUGAAUAUCUUUUAAGGAAAGGUUUAAUAAAAUGAUCGUGGCAGAGGGAAGAACAUUGUGAGGAAACUGUGGUAAAGAGAAAUAUUUCAGCAUUUAUUACGUGUAUGUCGUCUUGUGGAGAUGAGACACGGGAAGGUUCUUCUUUGGGUGUGAGUUUUCAUCUCGGAGAAAAACAGCCUUGGUACUUUUCAUCUGUUGCUUCUCUUUUCCCAAUAAUGUGUCCUCAUUACUUCGGUCCCUUUAAUCACCUGCCUCUCUGCUCAUUAAAAAAAGAAUACAGCACAGUUUGUGCUAUAACAGUGUAAUAUUGAAAAUUUGGUUCUCUCUUUCUCUCACGGGGGUGUGGUGUAUGCUCUCGUGUUGAAAUUAGAGGCUUGAGAUUUGUGAAAGAUAUUAUCUGCCAACAGCAGACAGUUUUACCAACAGCAAAAAAACGAAGACCAUUUCUGAGGGAAAAUGACGACAGAAUUGGAACAAGACCAUGAAGCUACCACUGCGCUAUAUUUAAAUGAAAGUACACCAAACAUUACAACCACAGAUGCAAACUUGUGCAACGGCCUACAGUGUUACAUGGUCCUGACCGCACCAGAGAAGAAAGCUAUUGGCACGAUCUGCUUGCUAGCCGGCCCUGUGACGUUCCUGGAGAACGUUUUGGUCCUGCUGGUCAUUGCGAGCUCCGCCGCUCUGCGCAGACGACCGUCGUACCUGUUCAUCAGCAGCUUGGCGCUGGCAGACACCUUUGCCAGCUGUUUCUUCACCGUCAGUUUUCUAGAUUUCCAUCUUUUCAGUCAGAGCGACGGCCCUAACACGUAUCUGUUCAAGCUCGGUGGAGUCACAAUGGCGUUCACGGGCUCUGUGGGAAGCCUGUUGCUGACAGCGCUGGACCGUUAUCUCUGCAUUUACCAGGCUUCCCAUUACAAGACGCUACUGACAGGCACUAGAGCCAAGCUGGCUAUUGUAUUAUUAUGGUGUGUGACGAUUAUAAUUUCAUUUCUGCCUCUGAUGGGUUGGAGGUGCACGACCAGAUUUGAUCCCCCUUGCUCCUACCUCUUCCCUCAUGUGGAUCAUCACUACCUGGCCUUCUGGACGGUCCUACAACUUGUAGUGCUCUUUCUUAUCAUAGUGGCUUACUUUCUUAUCCUGUGGAAAGCGAAUCGGCAUGAAGCAGCUAUGGGUGGACCAAAGUCGGGGAAGCAGAGCGUGAAAGGACAGGCUCGAAUGCGAAUGGACAUUCAGCUCGCGCGCACCUUCAGCCUGAUCCUCCUAAUCCUUGCUGUUUGUUGGCUGCCUGUCCUGUCCUUUAUGAUGGUGGAUGUCACAGUGACCCUUACGAACAAACAACAGCGAAUGUUCGCUUUUUGUAGCACACUCUGCCUGGUCAACUCGUGCGUAAACCCGCUUCUAUACGCCCUGCGCUGCAAAGAGCUGAGGAGAGAAGGGUGCGCAUUGUUAGGAUUGUUAGCAUGUUGCAAAGCAUGCAGGGAACGUAAUUUGGGAAAAGCUCAGGGCCAAAGAAAUGAAUAUGGUUCCGGCGUUUGCAAAAACAGCAAAGAUCGGGCUGUUAGGGAUAGUAACCCAGAUACUAUUUCUGAAAGCGUAGACAAGCAGUGAAACGGUACAUAAAUAGUAUUUAAAGUCAUAUUAACAAUUUGACAGCUUUUAAUCCAUGUUAAAUAUUUAUUAUAUUUAGGUUAGUGUUCAUUGUAUGAAUAGGCUACUAUGGUGUAAAGAUUUUAUUAGUAGGUUUCCAUAUGGCAUAAAAAAAACAGCAUAUCAAAUAAAUAGCAGUAUAAAAUGUGAGAAAUAUGAAAAUAGGUUAUUACAUGAAGACAGUGUGUAUACUAACAUGAACUUCAACACAAACACACACACAUACAUGUUAGAAUAAGAGGAGAAGUCUUCAUUUUAAACGUUAUAAGAAAGACAUUAGCUAUUAGUUUGUUAGCUUGUAAACAGUCUAAAAUUAUGAUUUUUUUUAGGAACAUUCAAUAGGUCAAAUGUGAAAAGGUGGCUAUUGUGAUCAGCUAGUCAUGUAUAGUGCUGUUUCUCUAAGCAUCUUUUUACAGCAGUGAAAUAAGACCUAUAAUAAACACACCCAGAACAGCUAACUCGCCUACAUUUUGACCCAAGCGUAAAAGACGCCAAAAUAUAUAUAGAUUACACUGUGAAACAAAAUAUCCUAAGCUUUAUUGAUGACUGCUAGCAAAGAUUUUGCUUCACCUUUUGGAUAGAUUGUACAUUUUGCUGUAUGUUGCACUAUAUUACGAAGAAUAACUGUUACGAUACACUAAGUAUAUGCUUAUAUGUUGGAAAGAGCGCUAUGAAUGCAAAAUGCUAUGUAAUUGUUUUUAUAUUAACUUGUUAUCUUGUAUUCAUUUUGAAGAGUUCUGCUGCACUAUUGUAUGUGUUGUAUGUUAAAGCAAUUACUAUACUGUAUGUCAUAACCAUAAAAAUAUACUACUACAUUGUUAUCAAUAAAAACACAUUU
Molecule: messenger RNA, 4632 nt
Organism: Puntigrus tetrazona (Sumatra barb)
Lineage: Eukaryota; Metazoa; Chordata; Actinopteri; Cypriniformes; Cyprinidae
Gene: cnr2
Product: cannabinoid receptor 2
Exons: 3
Coding region: 2601-3755 (384 amino acids)
Biological process (GO): cannabinoid signaling pathway
Cellular component (GO): membrane
Molecular function (GO): cannabinoid receptor activity
Source: RefSeq, a predicted model, not a curated record